CCAAGUUGGGCCCAGAGCCCCCGCGGCGGCGGAGGGACGAUGGCGGGGCUCCGCCUGUCCGGGGUCUCUGGAGCUGAAACGGACGCCGGGGCCUGGGAGCCUAGAAGGAGGGGCCUCGGCCGCCUCUGAGUGGACCGGGCCAGGCAUGGGGAAUUGCCUGUCUUCUCAGCGGUCCGGCAUCAGGGCUGGGGACGAGGGACGGGAGCCAAUCCCAGUGUACCACCCAUCUCCAAGCCAGAGCCGACUGGCCGCACAGCUCACAGAGGAAGAGCAGAUCCUCAUCGCCCAGAGAAUUGGCUUCAUCCAGCACCUGCCCAAGGGCAUCUUCGACCCUGGCUCUGAGGGGUCAGAAAAGAAAAUGAAAGAGUGUGUGAUCUGCAUGUUGGACUUUGUGUAUGGGGAUGCCAUACGCUUCUUGCCAUGCCUGCACACCUACCACGUCCACUGCAUUGAUGACUGGCUCAUGCGCUCCCUCACAUGUCCCUCUUGCAUGGAGCCAGUGGACACAGCCCUGCUUUCCUCCUAUGAGACAAGCUGAAUAUGGAGCCUGGCAGCCAACAUAUCCCCCAGGCCUACUCAGCUAAACUAAUUCUGUGGAGCAGGGAUGCAGAGAGGGAAGCAGCAUGACAUGAUUUCACACAUAAUGGCUCACCAGAGGAGGAACUACUGCUUUCAACAUAGACGAGACCCUCUCCCCAAUCCCAGGGUAUAGCCCUCCUUUCUGCUGGCAGGGGCUCUUGUCUAGUCACUUUGGGUAUUCCCAGGCUAACCCCAAUGUAGGGGAAGAGUGACUAGAGAGGAGCUUCAUAUAUGAUUAUCUCUGGGCUAUUUCCAGUAGAAGAGAUGAACUGGGCCCCUGAUCAUGUAAAAGAUAAGCAAUAAAAUGUGUUGCAAAUAAAA
Messenger RNA from Antechinus flavipes (yellow-footed antechinus), 900 nucleotides. RefSeq names its product RING finger protein 11-like. The transcript is spliced from 4 exons. Lineage: Eukaryota; Metazoa; Chordata; Mammalia; Dasyuromorphia; Dasyuridae. Bases 146 to 538 code for a protein of 130 amino acids. The record is from RefSeq and is a predicted model, not a curated record.